Molecule: messenger RNA, 536 nt
Organism: Anopheles bellator
Lineage: Eukaryota; Metazoa; Arthropoda; Insecta; Diptera; Culicidae
Product: BUB3-interacting and GLEBS motif-containing protein ZNF207-like
Exons: 2
Coding region: 92-451 (119 amino acids)
Cellular component (GO): nucleus
Molecular function (GO): DNA binding
Source: RefSeq, a predicted model, not a curated record
UGUUGAGCUCUUUAGGGUCGGUUUUUAUGUGAAUUUGGCAAACUCCUGGUGAAUCUUACCUAGUCAAGCUUUCUACAACCGGCUCGAAACAAUGGAACGAAAGAAGAAGGUGUCAAAGCCCUGGUGCUGGUACUGCAAUCGGGAGUUUGACGACGAAAAAAUCCUGGUCCAGCAUCAGAAAGCGAAACACUUCAGAUGCGACAUUUGCCACAAAAAGCUGUAUACGGGACCCGGUCUCUCCAUACACUGUAUGCAGGUGCAUAACGAAUCGAUCGACAAAGUGCCCAACUCCCUGCCGAAUCGGUCAAACAUAGUGAUUGAAAUCUACGGCAUGGAAGGUAUACCGUCGGAGGAUAUCCGAGAGCACGAGAAGCAGAAGAAUGGUAAUCGGUCGGAAUCGGAAGAGGAAGCUAGUUAUGCUGUGCGCUCGAGCACCAAUCUACAACUGUGACCGAUGCCGAACGCCGGCGGCCAUUCGACCCCGAGUUGGCCGGGACCGUAGUAGUAAAAAUAACAACAAUCACAACGUCCCAUAA